This is a messenger RNA of Vitis vinifera (wine grape), 3326 nucleotides long. Its product is annotated as GATA transcription factor 8. Gene Ontology annotation, molecular function: sequence-specific DNA binding; zinc ion binding. The transcript is spliced from 5 exons. The coding region runs from base 233 to 1627 and encodes 464 amino acids. Gene Ontology annotation, biological process: regulation of DNA-templated transcription. NCBI's taxonomy places the organism in Eukaryota, Viridiplantae, Streptophyta, Magnoliopsida, Vitales, Vitaceae. The record is from RefSeq and is a predicted model, not a curated record.
AAUGUCUGUGUAUUACACAGGGUUUAGCAUUUUAAGGCAAACAAACGUUAUGAUGAAUAAUUCCAAAGUAUGAGUGGCUUUCAAAAGCUACUGGCCAUGGUUACUCAGCCGCGUUUUCGUCUCACCCAAGCAACACCCAGCCUCUUCUUCAGCCAAACAUUACCCUCAAGCUUCGGAUUCUGAACUGGGGUUUUAGGGUUUAUCAGAGUAUUAUGUGUUGCAGAAGUUCAAUAUGAUUGACUCUGGGCUUUUUGAUGAGAAUGGCAAUGGCAAUGACCAUAGCUCAGAUGAUAUGUUUGAUGGCAUCAUUGAUAUUUUUGAUUUCCCCAUGGAAGAUGUGGACAUUGGUGGAGAGGUAGAGGAGCUGCAACGUGAAUCAUCACCUUUGAAUGAUUUAUUGGCCCUUCCCUGUCCUUUCUCGGGCAAUUCUUGCAAUGACACUUCAAACCUUCGAACAAUUCCAUCUGAUGAAGCUCCUCGGACAGAGCCAAUCGUCAUAGAUACUUGUAGUGGAAAUAUUUCCCUCCAUGGGGAUUCUUCUGAUGACAAAGAAUCACUGCUGCUGCAAAACUCUACAACCUCUGAAUCCGGAAAAUCUGCCUCUGAACCAUUUGCCCAAACCAUUGAAGCUUCAGAAGGCUAUCCCAACUUCAUGAAAGGAAAGCAGAAGAAGAAAAAGAGAAAGAAGCUAUCACUGCUAUCAGGCGCUAUGGGGGUAAAGAAACAGUGGUGGCAGCAGCCGAUUACAAUUGGGAGAUGCAUGCACUGUAAUGUAACAAGGACCCCACAAUGGAGGGAAGGACCAAAUGGGCCCAAGACUCUUUGCAAUGCAUGUGGAGUUUGCUACAAGCGUGGCAGCCUCUUUCCAGAGUACCGUCCUGCAUCCAGCCCUACUUUUGUUCCAUCUUUGCACACAAACUCCCGCAGAAAAGUUACCGAGAUGAGACACAAAGCUGGUCAAGAGGCUGCUGUUGGAGCAAGUCCAACCUUUCUUACUACACCUCUGCACACCAACUCCCGCGACAAGGUUAUAAAGAUGAGCAACAAAGCCGGUCAGGCUGGGGACUCUUGCAGUGAGGUUGUGGAGAUAAGAAACAAAGGCAUCCAGGUGGGGGCUACCUUCCUUGCAACUUCAGAUUCAAAGCCCGAUGAGAAAGUUACUGAAGCUGACAUGGAGGCUUCUACGGCAGUUAGUCCCAUCCCUGUUGCAACUUUGCCCUCACCCCACAGGAAGGUGAUUAAGAUGAGAAGUAAUGGUGGGCAGGAGGCUGCUAUGGCCACAACUCCUACCUUUGUUGCAUCAUUACACUCAAACUCCCACAAAAAAUGUUCCUUCCAGCAGCCAGUUACUGUUAGAAAAUGCAUGCAUUGUGAGGCAGCACAGACCCCUUUAUGGAGGCAAGGACCAUGGGGACCCAAGAGCCUCUGCAACGCAUGUGGGAUUCGAUACAAGUCUGGCCGUCUCUUCCCAGAGUACCAUCCUGCUGCCAGUCCUACCUUUGUUGCAUCUUUGCACUCAAACUCCCACAAGAAAGUCUUAGAGAUGAGAAACCAGGCUACCCAACAACAGCUUUCUUUGGCUGCAACAGAUACGGCAAUGUCCCACCCCUCACAACUCAUUCCAUGAACAAGGGAAAGGCAAAAAAGAAGAGUAGAGAAAACAUUAAAGCUGUUCAACUGCUAGUCACCCCAUUUUCACUGCCGGUAUAGCCAUUCUCCCAUUCAGAAGGUGAACUGGUGAACCGAAUCAGACCAGGGUCCGAUCCGGGAGUUGAAUUGGUCCAAUCGUCCGGGCCAGUUAGUUCGGUUUUUAAAUCAUUGAUUAAGUAGUGAGUAAAUUAAGAAUUUCUCAACACUUUGCUCUAGCAUCCCUCAAGGGUGUGCCGUGCGGGUGUCACCAACGUGCUCUUGCAGGGCCUGGGACUGAAUUAUUAGACAGAAGCCCAAUACCAUCUUCCAGCCGUGGAAACCGAAAGCACAGGCCCAAAAUGCGACCGAAGCACGAGGAAUCCGAGUGGAGGGCAACCUUCAUUGAUGGAGAGGGGGUCCAGGUGUCAUUAAUUAAUUGGAUGGAAAGCUGACUUGUCGAUGAGGACAUCUGUACAUAUGUUUCUCUGACCUGGUCCCAUAACCCCCAAUCUCCACUCCACAGUUCACCCCAACACUCGAGCUGUCUAUUGACUCCAUUUAAAGGUGCCACCCCACCAGGCCACGCCUUGGAGCUCAUUAUUUGACUUUGAAUGAUUCAUUCAUUCACAUUCUUCUCAUUCUUAAUUUUGUCCGUAGAAAUUAUUUUCAUUAAAAAUUUGCCAUUGUUCACCAUUCAUAGAUUUCCAAUAUUAUAAUAAUAAUAAUAAUAAUAAUCAUAAUUUGUAACGUAAUAAUUCCGACAAGGUCCGAAUGUGCAUUCCAUGUGUUCACGUUGAUUGUCGAAAUACUUUUUCUAGUACCACACAUGAUACAACCUUUUAUUUAUACGGAUCAAACAUAGUUUGAUUUGUGUAUGAAAAAUCAGUUGAUGUAUAAAAUUUGGAGGAUCGACCAAGAAAAGGUUAAAGACAUGAACAUGACAUUUCUCUGUUAUACUUCUCACCUGUCAUAUGGUCCCAGGAAUUUAUUGUUCAGUUGGCGUGCACAUCCACCUGCGAUCCCAGGCGUACACGUGUCAUGUGGCUGGUCCACCUUCUGGAGGGGGUGGACCCCCCCACUGCAUUGGAAGACAAAACGACAGAGAUUCCAUGAAGUGGGGCCCAACACGCAGUGAAACGUCGCAUCGCUCGCUUGAUCAGCCCAACCCCACCCCUUUAAUGAUGGGGCUUGUUAAUGAACCCAGAUCAAGCCACUGCUGCUCCAACACGUGGUACAUCACACUCCUCAGCCACCCAGCGGUCAACCACUUCGGCCUCCAACUGUUGGGUUGUCCCUUAGCUGUCAAGGGGGAUGAGUGAGCACCGGGGGCGCAUGUUAGCGUGGGCGGUCUGGAGGGAAGAUAUCGGCGUCAGUGACAGUGGCGUCAGUUGGGCUGUCGCCCUUUUUGGGUAGGGACCCAAACCAUGGUCCAUGCCUCCAUGGUUAAGCCCGAUUAAAUCGCCGAUGUGGGAGGCGAGGGCUUAUUGCCUGGUAAGCAAAACAAAAACAAAAAGGAGAUGGAACUAAAAAGUGAAGAGACGGGUGUGACGGUUUAUGGUAUGGUAUUCGUGAUUUGAUCUGUUUUGGUUUGCACUUAUAGGCUCUCAAUUGUUUGUGAAAAAAGGGUUGGGCAAAGAAAUUUACACCAACCAAAUUCCACCCUUUUCAUUACAACCGCCUAAAUGGGUCUUCUGAUU